UGGAAGUGUAAUGGCCUUGUUCUGGUUCCCGUUUUCAUCUUCGUGAAGUAGUGACAGGCCGCAACAUUAAGAAACACGGAGUUGGAACGCAAUUAUAUGACUUCCUCGUAGCAUGGGGCCACUGUAAACUUUUGACGCUCAUUAAUGAUGGAAUCUGAAGAAUUUGAAAGCUUGCGUCCGAAGACUGCUAGAAACAUUUCCUCCCAUGGCCAAUGUUCAUAUGAAUCAACUAGGAGGUGCGUCGUUCCUGAAAAGCAAAGUGAUGCAAUUGAAGAGUUGAUGCAACAUGUGGACGCAAUACAGAAGUUAGGGCCUACUCUAAGAACCCUGGGCAAAACAGAAAGUGAAUACAGAAGUCUUAUUCGAACUCUUAAAGGUGGAAAUGAAAAUCUCGAAAAGGAAAUCAAACCUUUAAGAAUGAAUGGAUCUCCAAGUGAUGUCGAAGAUGAAAAAAGAAGAGCGCAAGAAUUUGAGGCCAAAUAUAGAGAUCUGGCUAAAAGGGCUAAGUCUGAGAUAAUUAUACUUGAAGGAGCCAAAUUGAAAUACAAGAAUGAAGCUAAGAUGUCUCAGGACAUAAUUUCUGAUAAGGAAAAUGAGAUUUGCGUUGUACGAAAGGAGCUGGAGCAGGCCAAAUCGUUGUGGAAGAAUCUGAAUUCAAAAUUAAAAGAAACAGAAUCAGAACUUGAUAAAGUACUACAGGACAAAGAAAUUCUGCAGAAGGCAUUGCACUCAUCGAGGGAAACGCUAAAUGAAAGUGAAAAGGAUAUUCAAAGGGAAGUUUCAAAAUCCAAUGAAAGAGAAAGAUCAUGCAAACAACAACUUGAACGCGUCAGAACCGAAUUGAGGGACGUUAAACAUGAGUUGGAUAACACGAAAAAGGACAAUGAAUUACUGCAAAAAACAUUGAAAACAUCGGAACAUAAAUUUCGCCAUGAGGUAGAGCGUCUUCAAGAGAAAUUGUUUAUAUUAACUGAGGAAAAGAGAGAAUGCAUGAACUAUCAUAAUCAAGUCAGAAGAAUGCGAAGAAUCGAAGAUUCAAGUACUCAUUCAAUAAAAGGAAAUAUAUCUGAGUCUAGUGCAAGAGAAAAUACACUCUUAAAACAACUUGAAUGUCUCCAAGCACGUCUGAGAAAUGUCCAAGAAGAAUUGAAUGAUACAAAAGAAAGAUGUCACAACAACCAUUGGCAAUCACAUACGGACAUUAAACCUGACAUUCCGCGAUUGAGCGACUGGAACAGACCCACGAAGAUGGCGGAGCGCUACAAAGUACUGUACGACAAUCAAUGGACGGACGCCUUCGAGACGCUUGAUAAAGUAUAUUUAGACGAGAAGGAAACUACUGACAGACUGAUAAGUAUCCUUUUGGAAACGAGCACAUUCUGUAUGAAGCAAUCUCAGAUACAGUUGGCAAUGAUCAAGUCGGCUGUUAUUGCAUCUGCUGACAGGGAUUCGUCACUACCCGUCAUUGUAAGCAAACAACUCAAAGAAUGCCGUAAAGCUGUCGCUGAGACUGCUGGCAAGAACAUACUACAGGAAUACAUAUGUCAAUUACGUCAGUCAACAUCCAGAACAGCAAGAGAUGCCGUACGUGUUGAAGAAUUUGUUGAAGAAUGUUUUAACAUUUGCUGGUUAAUAAGCAUACACGACCCACCGGUAGUUCUCGAUGAGGAGUUUCAGUCUGGAGGCAGGUUUGAUUCAGAAAUAUACAAGGCCUACUCAAAGAGUGGUCCCACAAACGACUUUCUUGUGUGGCCCGCCAUGUUCCUUUAUAAAGGCGGCCCUGUGCUGUGAAAAGGCGUCGCUCAGGUUCGGGUGAAAAUACAACCAACUCAUGACCCUAAACCUGAAUUAUCAUGGAGAACGACUGAGAAGCCAUCUACUCAGCACCUUCCAAUCUCAGCCGCGGCGCGUCCUAGCUCUGCCUGGUCGUUAUCGAAGCGUCCUGAUGCUGAGUAGAAGCGAUUCCUUCCUGAACCGAAAUAUUCGUUGGAGAAUAACCCGACAGGGCGAAAUAUAUCGAAUGUAAACUAUUCGAAAAAUGAUUUCAGUAUGAAAACGAACCGGACAUUCAUCAGCCAGAGACUUACUAGUUGCGUAAGGAGAUGAAAUAGGCACGGUCGACGUUUAUCAAUUAUUUUCGCUUUUGGACAAAAAUGUUACUAUAGUUAUUGAAAAGUUGAGAAAAUCAUGGGUUAAGAGAAAUUCAAAAGAUGUCUAGAAUAUGUCACACAACUGUAUGGGUAACAUGUACAUGCGUAGCCCGCAUGGAUGGCAUUAUUAUAUUGCACAUGUUGUUUUACCUUUGUUUAAGUAGUCCUUUAGUAUAUUUCAUUGAUGGAAGUAUAUGUCGGUGUUCGUAUAUCAGAAACUGUGUGUAAAUCUUCGGAUAGUACCUACCGUACCAAGUCUGUACCAACUGGACCAGUUUCCAAAAAUAAGGCACUUACAUUUAAAAAAAGAGUAGAAUUUAUUGAAAAGUGCCACUAUCACUACAUGUCAUCUUGGUCUUGCUUUUAUAGUGCUUGUAUUGUGCCAUUUUACUUAUUAAACAAAGACUUAGACAUGAUGCAGAUAUUAACUCAAAAAAUAUUAAUAAAGGUAUAUCUUUA
This is a messenger RNA of Mya arenaria, 2609 nucleotides long. RefSeq names its product myosin-9-like. The record is from RefSeq and is a predicted model, not a curated record. NCBI's taxonomy places the organism in Eukaryota, Metazoa, Mollusca, Bivalvia, Myida, Myidae. The coding region runs from base 145 to 1791 and encodes 548 amino acids. The transcript has 7 exons.